CGCCGUCGACGGAGCCUCUGCCGCCUCUACUUCUCACGAAGAACUAUCCGUUACAUCAAAUCGCCGUCAACUGACGCCGUUAGUAUCCGCUUUUAAGUGUCAAUUUUUCGGUUUCGUUUUCUUCCUCAUUUGAAAUUUAGAGCUUCUCUAAUUUCGAUCCACAAAAUCUCUGUUUAUGGCAAGUUCAUAAAUCCUGGAUCCUAUUUUUUGAAUUUCGAAAACGAAAUAUUUGACUUUUUGCGGUAUAUUCCGAGCAAGAAAUUGGUCGUGGUAUUUUUUUUUUCCUGGUUUUGGGACUGUUCGAAGUGGGGAUAUUCUCCCUCUUGCUGGGCUGUUUGGUUGGCGAGAAAAUCGAAGAAAGCGAGAGAAAGGACAAAGAAGACUGGAGUUCCUUGCACAGAAAACUUUUUCCAGUUUCUGAAUGUUCCUGCAGUGAGGUAGGACCCUUUUCCAGCUAGCAUUUCUCGUUGGAGAUACGCCUAUGAAGAAGCUCUUCUUUUUUAAAUCUUCAUAUGGUAAUGGAACCAGCAACAAUGCUGUUCCUCGGCCAGCUUCUGAUAAACAAGAUCAGCGGGAGAAAGCAUCGGGAAAUAGGAUGAGAAAUCAAAGUGGUGAUCAAAAGGGGGGUUUUCCCAAGUCCCAGAAGGAAGUAUCUGGUGGUCCAGCUCUUAGACGAAGUCUUUCAUUGUCCUCGGCAGCUUUUCUUGUUGAUGGUUUUGGAGAAACUUCCUCAAAUGAUCUCAGGCAAUCACCUUGUAGUACUACCAACAGCCACCAUCGUCAACGCAAUCAUUCAUCUCGGUGCCUUACUCCAGAACGAUGUUAUAGAGAAAGGCAGUUUGAGCCAGAAUAUAAUCACAAGUACGAGGGCAAGUUUCCACAUGAUUCAUCUGGAAGCUCUUCAUCUUGUUCUAGUAACGUCUCGAAUAAAGUUGUGGACCGUUACAUUGAUGGAGAAGAGCAUCUAGAGAGGAGCAAGCAAAAGAGCAGUUCUUCGCAUAGUAGCAUCUCUGGAAACAGUAAAGGCAGGAGGCUUCCCCCACGGGGUCAUUGCGUGGUCCCUAUAUCACCAUCAGACAGUGUCAAAGACAAACAGAAAUCUCGCUCAUUUAGAGAAGCUAAAGGAACCCGCCUUCAUUUCCCUUCUAGUGAUUUGGUGGACAACGGAUUUGGGCAUGAAUCCCCUCGUGCACUUGCGAGAAGUGUGAUCGAGAGACUCUCUCAAACUCACAAGUCGAAGGCAUUAAAUCAUGAACCUAUCACAAUUCAAGAUAUCUAUGGUGGAUCCCAAGGUAAAACCUUUGAUUCAAACUCAGAUGUCACUGCCAUGAAAACGGUUCAGAUUGUAGGAAAUCUUGACCCGGUGAAUGAGGAUCAUGGAGAUGAUCUCUUAGGUCACCAACAAAAUUGUUUACAUGGUAAGAACAGAUAUGGGGGCUCAAACUAUACUGGAGCUGAAGAGGAUGCUGAUAUCGAGUUAAGAAGGAGAUAUGAAGAGGCUGAGAAGAGAAUGAAGUAUCUUUCUGAAGAACUGGAGCAGCAGAGGUCCUUUUCAAAUUGCGAUGUUUCAUAUUUGGUUGAGUCUCUUAGAAAUCUGGAAGAGGAGAGGGUAGGCUUGGCAUUUGAAGUUUCAGAUCUUUUGCGGUCUCAACUGGGGGAAAGGACUUCUGCCAGGGAGGAAAUCAGACUUGCGAAGACCGAACUGGACUUGCAUAUACAUAGACUAGAAAGAGAGAAGAAUGAGUUGCAGGCAGGACUGGAGAAAGAGUUAGAUAGAAGGUCAAGUGACUGGGCUUUCAAACUCGAAAAAUAUCAGCUGGAAGAGAAGAGGCUCCGAGAGCGUGUUCGAGAGCUUGCUGAGCAAAAUGUCUCACUCCAGAGAGAAGUAUCAACUUUCCAUGAAAAGGAAACAGAAAACACGGGUCUGAUGACGUAUUUGGAUGGAAAAGCUAAGGAGUUAACGACAAAAGCUGAGGAUUUGCAUGAAGAAAACUCUUAUCUCAAGCAGAGCCUGUCAAAAUUACAAGAGAGUUAUGAAGGGACAGCAGAAGAUCUUCAUUGUUUGAGAAGAAACUUUGGAGAGAAGGAUAAAGAAUGCAGGGAUUUACACAAAUCCGUUACAAGAUUCCUGAGGACAUGCAAAGAGCAAGAGAAAACAAUCGAAGGACUACGGAAUAGUCUCUCUGAACACAAUAAGAAGCACCCGUCUGAGAAAUUUGAUCAGUCGGUCAAGAGAUUGCAGAUGGAGCAAAUAAGGUUGACAGGGGUUGAAUUUUCACUAAGAAAAGAGUUAGAAUCUACGAAAGUCGAAGCUGAUUCUCUCCGCCACGAGAAUAUCUGUCUGCUGAAUCGGUUAAAAGGAAACGGAGAAGAAACUGGCAUUUCGAUGGUGAAGCUAGACAAUGAGAUGAAGAUGCGUGUCUGCUACCUGCAAGAUCAAGGAUUGGCAAUGUUAAACGAGGGCACCCACCUGUGUUUCACGUUACUGAAGUUCAUCAAAGGGAGAUUAUCUCAAUUUCCAGAAACCUAUCAAGACAUGCAAUCGAUUAGCAACGGCUUGGCUGAACAGUUUAUGGUUGAGUCUGAACUGAAAGUCCACGGUAUAAGGCGAGGAACCGAAAAUCUGAGAAGGAAUUUGCAGACAGUGUCUGUUCUGUUGCACGAGAAAUCCAAUUUGGUUGCCUCAAAAUCUGAACCAUCUUGCUCAGAUUUGGAUAGACCUCAGGAUCUAAACAACCAAUCCCGGGAGGAAGCCUUGCAAGCCGAACUGAGAGCAGAAACUCUGGUUACAAGUCUGUUAAGGGAGAAACUGUAUUCGAGGGAACAAGAACUCGAACAGCUUCAAGGAGAACUCGCAUCAUCUGUAAGGGGAAAUGAGAUUCUGCGAUCUGAAGUUCAAGCCACCUUAGACAACCUCUCUGUCAAUACCCACGAAUUGAAAGACCUCAAGCUUCAGAUGCUGAAGAAGGAAGAGAACAUAAGGCAGCUCGAGAUGGGUCUGCAGGAAACAAACAAAGAGCUCGCGGGCGUGAGAGCCUUAUUACAGAGAGUGUCUGAAGAGAGAGAUCGGAUAUGGACAGAGCUGAAGCAGAGCAGCGAGAGGAACAUGCUUUUGAACUCGGAGAACGAAAUGAUGAGGAGGAAGGUCGAGGCUUUGGACGAGGAGGUUCUGAUCAAGGAAGGUCAGAUAACGAUACUGAAAGACACGCUCGGGAACAAGCGUUUCGACCUUCUGAUCUCGAGCCCUGAUUUCUCCAAGGAUUUCUUGGUCGAAUGACCAAAAUUGGAACACACAAAAGGGGUAUAGGCUUCUUUUUUUUUCUGUUUUGUUCAUAGUAUGGUUUGGUCUUUUGGAUUUGGGUUUCUCUUAGUUUCUGAUUAUAUUCCUCUUUUCCCUUUUAGAUUGUUCAUUCACAGUCAUUUGCUAUGAAUCUACUCUAUAUGCUCAUUUGGUAUGAAAUGGGAUUAGGGGUGGUCA
Tarenaya hassleriana is the source of this 3478-nucleotide messenger RNA. RefSeq names its product MAR-binding filament-like protein 1. The transcript is spliced from 5 exons. The coding region runs from base 482 to 3277 and encodes 931 amino acids. NCBI's taxonomy places the organism in Eukaryota, Viridiplantae, Streptophyta, Magnoliopsida, Brassicales, Cleomaceae. The record is from RefSeq and is a predicted model, not a curated record.